Molecule: messenger RNA, 1889 nt
Organism: Varroa destructor (honeybee mite)
Lineage: Eukaryota; Metazoa; Arthropoda; Arachnida; Mesostigmata; Varroidae
Gene: eIF2D
Product: eukaryotic translation initiation factor 2D
Biological process (GO): formation of translation preinitiation complex; translational initiation
Molecular function (GO): translation initiation factor activity; RNA binding
Source: RefSeq, a predicted model, not a curated record
GUUCGCUUUACGAGCAGCUUUACGUUCGAGGCGCGAAGGCAGUGAUGCUAGGGGGUCGGAGUCAUUUUGGUCCUGAUGCGAUCUGUGAUCAAAAACGAGCAUGUGUGUCAGUGCUCCAGUCACAACAAUGUUUCGGAAACCCUUUCGGGUGAAGACCAACAUGCAAUUGAAAGGGUCGGACCGCAAGAAGUUUCGCAGCAAUCUUGAACGAUGUUUUCCUGCGACGGUUGAUCCUCAGGCAUAUCCUCUCACGUCAAAAGAGAACCAGGUUACACAGACAAAGCUUGUUUGCCACAGGGGAGAGAUUGUGCAAGUCUAUUCAAUAAACGCUGACCCCGUGGUCUUCGAGUACCUAUCCAAAUGGUUCUUAACAGUGUACGCCAUAUGGAAAGCCCCAUCUGCUGUACCAGUACUGCUUACGUGGGAAGCGGUCAUUCGUAAACUUUCCAAUGGCGCGGACCUAAUGAUUCCUGGUGUGGUAGUUCGGGACGAAAACCGUGAUGCUUAUAUGGGCCUUUCAAAGGGAGAUGUUGUACAGAUCCGUGUCGUCGGAUGCUCUCAAGCGGUAGCUAUUGGCGUAAUGCUGAUAAGUGGCAAAGAACUCGUGACGAACCAGAAAGGCAAGGCUGUACAGGUUGUACAAAUAUAUGGGGAUCAUCUGUGGGAAAUGGGUUCGAAGACGGCCAUUGACUUUAAGCACGACCUCGGCGAUGAAGAAAAGCCAGUUCUUAGCAGUGACGAAGACGUCGAAGAGACUGAGCCAGAUGGUGAUAAAAAAGAAUCAUGUGACGAUAACGUCGCAGGAGAUAAUGGAGAAACCAAGGAAAACAAAGAAGAACAGGUCCCGGCGGAAGAUGACAAGGAACUGGGAAAAGCGCUUGAAGAGAUGAGAAUUAAUGAACCCCGAGAUCCACAGGAGCGAAUGGAUGAUUUGUUGAAAGAGUGCUUUCUCUCGGCGCUAAAGAGUUCGCAUAAACAUAUCCAGCUACCAAUUUUGACUAGCAUUUUUUAUUCCAACUAUGUAAUGGCAUGUGCGCCUGAUGGACAGACUGUUGAAAUUAAGAAGAGUUCAUUUAAGAAGGUGUCGAAAUUUUUGGCUGAAAUGGAAGCGCUUAAUUACAUAACGAUAAAAGAGGAAAAGAAGGGAGUUGAAAUGAUAACAGGCAUCAACGAGGAGCUUCUGUCUUCACUUCACUUAAAACCAGAAUUCCAUCCAAAGACAAAGGAGGUCAGUUCGACAGGAGAAUCAUCUUCAUACCAAAUGCCCGAAAUUCGACAAAUUUUUCUUGUUACUGCCGAAGUAUUACCAAUCAUUAAGGGAUACAUGAAAGGUUCUAUAAUUACACUGGAAGAUAUCCGACUCCAAAUCAAGCAGUACGUCCAGGAAAAUAAUUUACAAACAGCGGACAAACGGAUUGUCCAACUGGAACCAAUACUCGCCCGAGUCGUACUUGCCAAGAAUGAGUAUGACACACAGGUUACCUGGGAGACUCUCAAUAGAAGGAUUCUUUCAAAGUGUCAGUCAGCGUACGAGAUCCGCGUGCCCAACAGGGAGCCGAUUAUAAAGAAAGGAGCGAUUGAGCCCAUCACUAUCUCUGUUGCCACGAGGUGUGGCAACAAAAAGGUGACCUUAAUUCACGGGUUUGAGACAUUCGGUAUCGAUCCCGCGCACUUCGCCCACCAAGUACAGAUCGGGGUAUCUGCCUCAACAACCGUUUCUCCAAUUAGGGCAAAUAACAAAGGAUGGCAACAGGUGCUGAUCCAAGGAAACCAAGUUCUUUUUGUUGGCAAACUGUUAUUAGAAACGUACAAGAUUCCACGGAACUAUGUGCGAGGCCUAGAGCUCGCGCCGAAGAAAAAGUAAACACAGAUUGUUAGUUCCGAGCGAU